AUGCUACUCUGCCUCCCGACGUCCCACCGCCUGGCUCGCUUCGUCAGACUUUCCAGUAAUUACCGAAACGCCCUCCCCACGAAACACAGUCUCCUCCAAGCGCACCGCGGUCUUGCCACGGCUACAGUGAGGACCCACACCUUGAACACUGGCGCCAAGAUCCCGGCGAUCGGCUUCGGCACAUUCCAAGAUGCCGAUGCGCAAGAAGCAGCUGUCUGUACUGCUCUGAAGACGGGGUAUCGCCAUAUUGAUACUGCCAGAGUGUAUGACACCGAGAUCCAAGUGGGAAAAGGCAUCAAGCGGAGCCAAGUGCUUCGAGAGGAGAUCUUCCUGACGACGAAACUCUGGUGCAACUCCCAUCAUCCAGAUGACGUGGAAAGCGCGCUCGACGCUUCACUCAAAGACCUAGACACGCCAUACGUCGAUUUGUUCAUGAUGCAUUAUCCGUCCACCUUCGCUCGUGGAGAGGACCGCUUUCCAAUGGACAAGGAGACGGGGGAGAUGCUGCUGGGAGAAACGACGUAUGUGGAUACAUGGAAGGCGAUGGAGAAGCUCCUCGGAACGGGGAAGGUGAAGGCUAUUGGAGUGUCAAAUUUUAGCAAAGGGGAGAUUGAGACGUUGAUCCGAGAAGGGAGCGUUGUCCCAGCCGUUCACCAAAUGGAGGUACACCCGUAUCUGCAGUCAAAAGACUUCAACGCCUGGCUUCGGUCGAAAGGCAUCCAUGUGACUCAAUUCAGUCCGCUGGGGAACAUGAAUUCCUUCUACAGGGAGAUAUCAUGGAGCAAGACGGAGUCACACAUGCAGCGAAUAAUCGACCAUCCGGUACUGCAAGAGCUUGGUGCAAAAUACCAGAAGAGCCCUGUGCAGAUGGCACUGGCGUGGGGUGUCAACUGCGGUCGCUCGGUUAUCCCGAAGAGCGUUAUUGAAUGGCAGAUCAAACAGAAUCUGGAGUCUGACUUUCUUAUCGAGCCUGCUGACAUGGACAAGAUUGCUGGGAUGGAUCUGAAGGUCAGAUUCAAUGACCCCAGCGAGUUACAUCGAUGGGACUUCUACAGCGACCUGGAGGGGAAGUAA
This is a messenger RNA of Lasiodiplodia theobromae, 1074 nucleotides long. Its product is annotated as Aldehyde reductase. Gene Ontology annotation, cellular component: cytosol. The coding region runs from base 1 to 1074 and encodes 357 amino acids. The transcript is spliced from 3 exons. Gene Ontology annotation, molecular function: aldose reductase (NADPH) activity. The record is from RefSeq and is a predicted model, not a curated record. Lineage: Eukaryota; Fungi; Ascomycota; Dothideomycetes; Botryosphaeriales; Botryosphaeriaceae.